This is a messenger RNA of Mesocestoides corti, 324 nucleotides long. The record is from the annotation of a GenBank genome assembly. Lineage: Eukaryota; Metazoa; Platyhelminthes; Cestoda; Cyclophyllidea; Mesocestoididae.
AUGCAUCAAUUUUUCGCGCUUUGCUUUCAGGGAGAAAUGGAGGAACUCAAAGAACUAAGUCACAAGUGUUUGGUUGUUGUUGACUUUUUUGCAACCUGGUGCGGGCCCUGCAAGUCGGUCAAGGCUGCUUACGAGAAACUUGCUGAGGAGGAGACUGCAGUGAAGUUUGCAAAGCUUGACAUCGAUAUUUACGAAGACGCUCCGGCAGAUUAUUCACUCGUCGCGAUGCCAACCUUCAUGGCAUUUAAGAAUGGCGAAAUGGUUGACUCUGUUAUUGGGCCUCAUAUUGAGGAAGUAAAGAAAAUGGUGGCCAGGUUAAAGUGA